Messenger RNA from Panicum hallii, 1161 nucleotides. RefSeq lists its product as uncharacterized. Lineage: Eukaryota; Viridiplantae; Streptophyta; Magnoliopsida; Poales; Poaceae. The record is from RefSeq and is a predicted model, not a curated record. The transcript has 2 exons. The coding region runs from base 50 to 433 and encodes 127 amino acids.
ACCGACACGAGCCCCACCCGCACGGCCGCACAACAACAAGCGCGCACCAAUGGCGGCCGCCGGGAACGGUGAGACCGCGUCGCCGCCGCAGCAGGAGCCGGCGCCGGUGCCGGCGGAGGGAGCGACCUCUGGAGGCGGCGUGAUCGCGAAGCUGGAGGAGCAGUUGCGGAAGACGAAGGAGCACGCCGAGACGUACCCCUACGUGUGGGGAUCCUACAUCCUCGUCUACGGCGGCCUCGGCGCUUACCUCGCCUGGCGCUGGCGCAAGCUCCGCCGCACCGAGGACCGCGUCCGCGUCCUUCAGGACCGGCUCCGUAAGCUCGCCGCAGCCGAGGAGUCGCAGACCGCCUCCGGCUCCGCUUCCACUGCCCCGACCCCUCCGCCGCCGCAGCAGCCGGCUGCCGGCCCCCCCAAGCCCGCCCCCGGCCCGUGACUGGGAGACUAGCAGUGCACCGCAUGAUCCUCUGGAUAAGUUGACAGAAAGAGCUCAACCAACACACCUAAUGUUCCUGCUAAUUUCUAGAACCCGCAACCUAACAUUGUCUGUUGUGAACUAUCAAGUAGGUUGGUAUGAAGUUCAGUUGUGGAAAUCAAACUGCUCGGCCUCAAUUUUGUGCCUUAAAAUAUUGCACUUACCUAUAGUUGGCAUCCGUAGCUUCAUUGUUUUACAAAUUUCAGGAUCAAGUCAUGUGAAACCAUCUUGACAUUUGUCUUGCGCUAUCUUUUCUUCUUCUUUUUCGUAACUAUACUACUAUGUACUGUUGUUGAAUAGUUUGCUCGUUGCAUUAUUGGUUAUCGCCGCUGUUGUUCUGAAUCUUGAAAGAGUUUCAUUUAACUGUGCAAUGUGAUCAUUGUACAGUUGAGAUUAUACUAGUCCUCCAUUUUCCUUUGACAUGCUCAUACUCUGUUUUCUUUUAACCAUGCAAUACUCUGCUAUAGCUUUUACUUGGGUUCUCCAAAUCAGAAAUCCUGCCUUGUUUGCCUGUUAUUGUUAGCUGUGCUCAUAGCAUUAGCCUACUAAGAUUCAAGAAGCACUCGGAAUUGUAGAAAUUAAUUCCAUUUGGACUCUCGUAAGAAGAUAUUAUUUUCAAUUUAUCAUACCUGACACUCGAUCUUAAUAUGGUUCCUCGCCCAUUCUCCACUGUCUCAUAAUGUGAAUCU